GAGCUUGGGUUUCAUGCCGGCCGCCUUAGCGCCGCUGGGCACCAUGCAGCAGGCCCUGGUGUGGGGCCAUGCGGACGACUGGACCACUGGGCACACAGGCACGCCCAGCUCCUCCCCGCCAGCAGCCUGCGCCUCACAGGCGCCCUCUCUGUGUCCAGAGGUACACUGGGGACCUCAGAUGGACGCUGCUAUAGAAGCCAACCUGGGUGCUGCUGGCCUCAGGCCCCGCACGGAGCUGGACGACGAGGACUACUACCCCCAGGGCGGCUGGGACACAGUCUUCCUGGUGGCCCUGCUGCUCCUGGGGCUGCCAGCCAAUGGGCUCAUGGCGUGGCUGGCCGGCUCACAGGCCCGGCAAGGAGCAGGCACACGCCUCGCUCUGCUCCUGCUCAGCCUGGCCCUCUCUGACUUUUUGUUCCUGGCAGCAGCAGCCUUCCAGAUCCUGGAGAUCCAGCACGGAGGGCACUGGCCACUGGGGACAGCUGCCUGCCGCUUCUACUACUUUCUAUGGGGUGUGUCCCACUCCUCUGGCCUCUUCCUGCUGGCAACCCUCAGCCUGGACCGCUGCCUGCUGGCGCUGUGUCCACGCUGGUACCCUGCGCAUCGCCCGGCCCGCCUGCCCCUCUGGGUCUGCGCCGGGGUCUGGGUGCUGGCCACACUCUUUAGUGUGCCCUGGCUGGUCUUCCCCGAGGCCGCCGUCUGGUGGUACGACCUGGUCAUCUGCCUGGACUUCUGGGAUAGUGAGGAGCUGCCGCUGCGGAUGUUCGAGAUCCUGGGGGGCUUCCUGCCUUUCUUCCUGCUGCUCGUCUGCCACGUGCUCACCCAGGCCGCUGCCUGCAGGACCUGCUGCCACCAUCAGCCUAUGCCCACAGCCUGCCGUGGCUUUGCCCGUGUGGCCAAGACCAUAUUGUCAGCCUAUGUGGUCCUGCGGCUGCCCUACCAGCUGGCGCAGCUGCUGUACCUGGCCUUCCUGUGGGACAUCUACCCCGGCUACCUGCUCUGGGAGGCCCUGGUCUACUCCGACUACUUAAUCCUGCUCAACAGCUGCCUCAGUCCCUUCCUCUGCCUCCUGGCCAGUGCCGACCUCCGGGCCCUGCUGCACUCAAUGCUCUCCUCCUUCGCAGCAGCUCUCUGCGAGGAACGGCCAGGCAGCUUCAUGCCAGCCGAGCCACAGGCCCAAGUGGACCCUGGGGGUCAGACUCUGCCAGGGCCAACAGCUGAGGCCCAGCCACAGAUGAACCCUACAGCCCAGCCACAGGUGAAUCCCAUGGCCCAGCCACAGGCGAAUCCCAUGGCCCAGCCACAGGCGAAUCCCAUGGCCCAGCCACAGCAGAAUCCCACAGCCCAGCCACAGCAGAAUCCCACGGCCCAGCCACAGCAGAAUCCCACGGCCCAGCCACAGGAGAAUCCCACAGCCCAGCCACAGGAGAAUCCCACAGCCCAGCCACAGGUGAACCCUAUGGCCCAGCCACAGUUGGAUUCUGUGGUCCAGCCACAGGCAGAUCCCACAGCCCAACCGCAGUCAGAGUCUGUGGUCCAGUCUCAGCUGGACUCCAUGGCUCAGCCACAGGCAAGCCCUGAGGCCCGGACCCCCGGAACUGCUGCCAGCUCAGUUUCCAGCCCCUGUGAUGAAGCCUCCUCUGUCCCAUCCACAGAUGCCCCACCAGAGGCCCCUGAGGACCUGACCACGCCCGCUGCCUCCACAGGAGAAAGUCCUGGUAGUGACCCCCGAGAGGAUGACCCCAGUGCAGGCCCCACGUGAGCGUCUAGGAGAGCCCGGGCCCACCAGGGCAGAGGAAGAGCCAGAGGGAGACGGAGGAAGCAGCAGUCAGGGAGGAGGGGGGCCGUGGAGGAAAUCGCUGUGGAAAACCCCACCAAGGCCCCGAGGCCUGGCAGGAGGACUCAGGGGAAGUGAAAAUGAAGCGGCCAAAAGUCCCAGAUGGUUUGUUGUGAGCGUCGCGUCCCUGCCCAGGUCCGACCAAGCUCUUCCAUGCUUGCCCCCACCACAGUGGCUCAACAGCCCCCUGAGUUGUCACAGCUGAUGGUGUCCUGCUGGGCCCUGCCCCCAACACCCCCAGACCCCACCAACGAUUUCCUCCUUUGCCUCCAUCCUGCAGGAGAAGACGGCAGGGGGGAUGUCUCCAGGCUUGAUCUGAUCUCCCUUUGAUCCUUCCCUCUCUCCCCUCCCCCGCCCCAUCCUCUAACCUGGGCACGAGGAGGAGGACAAAGGAGGAAGACCCGGCAGAGAAGGGAGGCAUUCAGGAGCCGGCAGGAUCCGGCAGGAGCCCCGGGGCCCUAGGAGCCCACAAGCUGGCCAGGCAUGGCCAAGUCCUCUCCACCAGCUGCCCGCCUCCAGCAGGCUGCGAGGCCAGGCAGGACUUCUCCCAGCAAGCUGUGGGAGCACAGGCGAGAGCUACGAAGCCUGGAUUCAAACCCGGCUCCAGGGGACUCUGGACAAGCGGCUUCACCCUCUGAGCUCCUGUUCCAUCUGCCAUCGUGAGGAUUCAAGGAGAAAGUGUGUGAGGUGCCCAGCAAGAGCCUGGCACACAGUCGGGGCUCAGGGAACAGAUGCUCUUCCCUCACUGGCACCCAGGGAUGCCCCUCGAGGGGCUGGGGAUGGAUAGGAGGAGGCACCUAUCGCAGCAUCUGGGAGCCUGUGAGCUUCGGGGCAGAUCAGAGGUGCCCAUGACCAGUUCCGGCCUGUAGACAUCCAGGUGGCCCAAGAUCAUGGGGCCACCUCUGUGCCUUGGGCAGCUUCAGGGGACUCUAGGUUCUGCUCCAUUUAAGGGUUCAACUAGUGUUCACCUGCCCCCCACUGCCCACCAUGUUGGGGCCCAGAUAGAGUGUCCUGGUCCGGCCUCCGUCUGAGCUCCUUCUAUGCACUCAGCCCAGGGGCAGGGAUGGGAAUGUGUCCAAGCAGAGAGCUCUGGAGACCAGUGGCACCAGAAAAGGCACAGGCCCCCCGGAGGUCACCCAGCGUCUCUUCCCUCUCAAGCUGCAGACGCUGCAAGAAAUACUAGGAAGUGCUGAAAGUCUAUU
Messenger RNA from Equus quagga, 3039 nucleotides. It is a transcript of the gene GPR152, whose product is annotated as G protein-coupled receptor 152. The record is from RefSeq and is a predicted model, not a curated record. NCBI's taxonomy places the organism in Eukaryota, Metazoa, Chordata, Mammalia, Perissodactyla, Equidae. The coding region runs from base 14 to 1762 and encodes 582 amino acids. The transcript is spliced from 3 exons. Gene Ontology annotation, cellular component: membrane. Gene Ontology annotation, biological process: G protein-coupled receptor signaling pathway. Gene Ontology annotation, molecular function: G protein-coupled receptor activity.